AUGUGCAGUUACUCGCCAGAAACCAAAACUACUGACUGCUACAAAUGCACCUAUGAGACCGAAGACAAGCUCGAUAUGAAGGCUCACCUGAAGUCACACUUGCCCAAAAGACGAUACAUCAACGGAAUACAAGAUGAUCGUGGCACAUUUUACAAGUGCCCGCAGGACAAUUGCUUGUUUAUCAGUCUGAACACCCACGGCAAAAAAAUCAACUGUUUCACGUGCGGCGAGGUUUUCGACAGUAUCCAGGCAUAUCGUCGACAUACCCGGCUGAAACACAAAGAAAGAGACAGUUACAAGUGCAAUGCCUGUCCAUUCCUCUCUGAGGAAUGGUCAAAGUACGAAAGGCAUGUUGCGAAGCAUAAAGACAAAGUACUCCAGUGCCGUUUCUGUCCUCACAAAACCAGAUAUAAGCGGGAUUUGGUCAAGCAUCAGCACGCCCACAAACAGAACCAAGUUUACAACUGUCACGACUGCUCGUACUCAACGAAAGUCAAACAACGCCUUAAGAAGCACAUGUUGGUGCACAUGAGCGAUUCUCGAUCGAUAUGGUACAAGUGCGGAAAAGAAUCAUCAGUUGUUCGCCUAGAGGGUGCAUUGAAGUUACUCUCGAAAAUGUGCAGUUACUCGCCUGAAACCAAAACCACUCACUGCUACAAAUGCACCUAUGAGACCAAAGACAAGCUCGAUUUGAAGGCUCACCUGAAGUCACACUUGCCGAAACUGCGAUACCACGGAAUACGAGGCGAUCGUGGCAAUUUUUACAAGUGCCCACAGGAAAAUUGCUUGUUCAUCAGUCGAAACCACACAAAUAUCAUAGUCGCACACUCGAAGACCCACGGCAAAAAAAUCCACUGUUUCAUAUGCGGCGAGAUUUGCGAAAGUUACGAAGCCUAUCGUCGACAUAUUCGACAGGAACAUAAAGUAGGAGAUAGUUACAAGUGCUAUGCUUGCCCAUUCCUCUCUAAGCGUCGGGAUCAGUACAAAAGGCAUGUUGUGAAGCACAAUGGUCAACUAUUACAGUGCCAUUCCUGUUCUUACGAAACUAGAUACAAGAAAAACAUGUGCAAGCAUCAAUACCUCCACAGUUCAAACGAAGUUUACUACUGUCACAAUUGCUCGUACUCGACGAAAGUCAAGGCGGCUCUUCGGAUACAUGUCCUAGUGCACAUGAGCCUGUCCCGAUCGGUGUUGUUCAAGUGCGAGAAGUGUGAAUUUUCCACCAAAUAUCACACGUGCUUGCAGAAACAUCGCAAGCGAAUACACUCCCAGAAUCCCCAGUACACGUGCGAUUUUUGUCAGGAUAAAUUCAAGUAUGAACGACUUCGAAGACUGCACAUCCUUCAGUUCCACGGACCGAACGACGAAGUGCGAAAGAAGUAUAUAAAGCAAUGUCCUAAUUGUGAUUAUGAGACGUACAAUGUGGGAUAUUUGAAGAAGCACAUAGAAAUAGUGCACGGAACUGCAGACGGAAAUGCAUUUAUUCAGUGCAAAAAAUGCGAUUUUGAAAGCGUUUAUGAUUCCAGUGUAAGAAACCAUUUCAAACGAAAACACGCGAAGAGAAAGAAGUGAUCACCGAUAGUCCAUCAUUUUAUAAAAAUCUCCAUUCAUUGAUUAUUUCAAACUGGAAACGAAUGAUUUUGGUGUACUAAAUUUAUGAAUUUAUUCAACCUUGUACCAAUGAUUCAAUAUUCUAUACACAAAAUAUUAAAUCCUGCACCAAUAAUUUUUUAUC
Phaedon cochleariae (mustard beetle) is the source of this 1735-nucleotide messenger RNA. The record is from the annotation of a GenBank genome assembly. NCBI's taxonomy places the organism in Eukaryota, Metazoa, Arthropoda, Insecta, Coleoptera, Chrysomelidae.